Saprolegnia parasitica CBS 223.65 is the source of this 1228-nucleotide messenger RNA. RefSeq lists its product as hypothetical. Bases 1 to 1185 code for a protein of 394 amino acids. Lineage: Eukaryota; Oomycota; Saprolegniomycetes; Saprolegniales; Saprolegniaceae. The record is from RefSeq and is a predicted model, not a curated record. Gene Ontology annotation, molecular function: methyltransferase activity; nucleic acid binding. The transcript is spliced from 6 exons. Gene Ontology annotation, cellular component: nucleus; RNA N6-methyladenosine methyltransferase complex.
AUGAAGCCGACGACGAUCUUUGCGACGCUCUGUGUCCUGGCGGUUGCGGCUGCCGAGAGCAACGCGCCGCCGACGGAAGCCGAAAUGUCCAAGCACAAGGAGAUGCAAGACGAGUACGAAGGGUACGGCGGGCACGAGUGGUGCCGCCGCCAUUGCCGCUGGCAUCCGGGGUUUGGCACGCGCUGCUUUUGGCGCUGCUGGGUACUUGACUUUGCGCGAGCGCAUCCCGAGCUGCUGCCCAUUGACCUCGCGUCGCUCCAUCGGCGGCUCGCCCUGCCUGUCGCGAUGGCCGACCUCGAGCGCUCGCUCGCACCCGCCGUGCAGAGCGGCGCCGUCACCUUGCAAGCGUUUGGGCACUGGACGUUCCUCACGCACGUCGAGUCGGCGUCGCCGGCCGUCGCGGCGCCACCGCCGCGUCGAGGCUAUUGCCCGGCCACAACGCGCGCUGCGUGUCGGCGCACGUCCGCCGGCGCCGCGUGCAGCCUCGUCCACUUUGUGCCCAUUGUAACCCGCAAGACGAAGGCGGCGCUCGGCGACUGCAAGUACCUCGACACGUGUCGCCGUCUCGAGAGCUGCGCGUUUGUCCACUACCAGGUCGAGGAUGCAUGCGCACCGGUGGCUGCUGCGGCGCCACCGACGACGGCCAUUGCCAUCGCAUGUGACGUGACAACCUAUGACGUGGCGCGCCUCGGGACGUUUGACGCGAUCGUGAUGGACCCGCCGUGGGAGAUCAACCUCCAGCUGCCCUACACCACCUUGUCGGACGAGGCGAUUGGAGCGCUGGCGAUUCCGGCGCUGCAGACCGCGGGAUGGAUCUUCCUCUGGGUCGCGACGGGAAAGCUCGUGGUCGGCCGGCAGCUGCUGCGGCAAUGGGGCUACACUGUCGUCGACGACAUUGUGUGGAUCAAGAUCGAUCAGCUGCAGCAUGUGGCCCACCAAGGCCGGACAGGCCAUUGGCUCAACCACAGCCAGGAGCACUGCCUCGUGGGUCGGAAGGGGCUCGCGCCGUCGGCCGCGCGUCUCGACUGCGACGUGAUCGUGGCCGCGCCGCGUGAGAACAGCCGCAAGCCCGACGAGCUCUACCACCUCGUCGAACGCGUGGUGCCAGCCGGGAGGAAGCUCGAGCUCUUUGGCCGUCGGCACAACCUGCGCGACGGCUGGACAACUCUGGGCGACCAGUUAUAAUGUCCUUGUACUCUCUAAAUGUAGUAGCUUUAGCUCUUGCCUA